This is a messenger RNA of Strongylus vulgaris, 1314 nucleotides long. The record is from the annotation of a GenBank genome assembly. NCBI's taxonomy places the organism in Eukaryota, Metazoa, Nematoda, Chromadorea, Rhabditida, Strongylidae.
AUGGAUCUUGCCCGGAGGUGGUUUCAUCAGAUUGAUUCAUCCGGAGAAGGUACCAGCCGAUCACAGCGACCAUCUGACAGAGAAUCUGCCCUUCGCGAAACCCGAAAGCGUAUCAAAAGAUGGAAAAGCCGCAAUGCGCUGUUAUCGGAGAGCAAUGUGGAGGCUAAUCAUGAAAAUGGUCCACAGAGGAUUUCUGAAGCGGAUUUUAUUCAAAAAAUUGAAGUGGAGGAACGCGAGUGGAGAGACCGGACCGAAGAUCUAAUGACAAAUCUUGAUAUUGUUGCAAACGAAGAGGGUAAUUUCGGAGUGAUGCCUCUGUCAAAGCGAUUGACUCCAGAGGAGCUGGAACUGAAGCGAAAAACCGGGAAAGUUUUUUUUCGUCCUAUCGUCUAUAAUCAAGGAGAGCUGGAACGAACCGAUUUCAAUUCUCCUCCGUCUGUAGCGAAUCCCUACCCAUUCGAUCCAUCGAAAGAAGCACCUCCUGUGUAUAGUCGUACACUUGUUCCCUUUGUCAAUUACUACUCUCUUCUUCAAGCAUUAGUCGACAUUGGAGUCAAUCUUUUCGAACUUCAAUGGCUGCUUUCGCUUGGUUUUGAGCCCAAUGAUCUCGCAGAUUACCUCACACGCAAUCCUUUUUUUCUUCUCCAGGAUUUGAAUGAUAUGCAAGCUCGUGUGAAUUAUCUGACCUCGAUGAAGUUCUCGAACAAAGACGUUUGCAAAAUAAUAAAUGAUUUUAGGUAUUGGCUAAAUAUUGAUGUAAAAACAUUGGAUUCCCGAUUAGGAUGGAUUCAGCAGCAGUUUAUGUUAACCGGCAAUGAAGUACGAAAUCUUAUCCGCAAGGAAGCUCGAAUUCUCAUGUUUGGAUUGGGUCCUUUGCAGCAAAAGCAUAUAUCACUAUUGCAGCGUCUCGUAACUUUAUUAAACAAGGAGUUCGAGUUCACUCCAAAGGAAAUCAAACAGAUAAUCCUCGCUGAUCCUAGGGUGUUCAUGAUGGAUGCAAAGUUCAUCACAGCUAACUAUGGCUACAUCCAUAAAACAAUGCGUCUUCCAAAUUCUGUGAUCGUUAAGUUCCCGUUCAUUCUUCGAUGUGCUCAUAGCAGUAUCCGAAAUAGGCACGAGUUUCUAAGGAAACUCGGAAGAGCUGUGUAUGAAGGUGCUUUUGAUGAGGUGGACGCUGAUGGUGAUGAACAGAAGGGAGAUGAUGUCAAACCUGUACCGAUCGAAGUCUUUCUGGAUCCUAGCGAUGCAGUUUUUGCGCAAAAGGCUGCUAAUACUUAUUUGGCAGUUUACAACAAUUUCCUGCGCAAUCACUAA